ACCCCACGGAGCCGGAAGUGCGCAGACAGUGUUAGCGGCGGCGGACGGCGGCGGCGGGAGGUUCGGUUGUCGCCCGUUGGCCGCGAGGCGCCGCGUUCGGCGGCCGCCAUUGCAGCUUGUCUUCAGUUGGCUUUCCUAAGCGAAAAAACCGAUGGUGCAAAUUGUGGUUUCCAGUGCUGGGGCUGGAGGCUUGGCAGAAUGGGUGCUGAUGGAGCUACAGGGGGAGAUCGAGGCUCGCUACAGCACUGGAUUAGCUGGAAACCUCCUGGGAGACCUACAUUACACCACCGAGGGAAUUCCUGUGCUGAUUGUGGGGCAUCAUAUCCUAUAUGGGAAAAUUAUCCGUUUGGAGAAGCCAUUUGCUGUCCUGGUAAAAAGUGGUUCUGGGGAACAGGAAUGUGAUGAAAGUGGCAGACAGACAGGAACUCGGUACCUAGUGAAAGCUCUAAUAAAGAACAAGAUUCUCUUCAAAACUCGCCCAAAACCCAUUAUCACCAACGUUCCCAAGAAAGUAUGAAAGAACCAAGGAUUUUUUCUAGAGAGCGGCCAACUCCCUGGACUCGUGCCCCAUUCCCACCCCGAGGACGGAUAGAUGGUACUCUUGGUUCACCGAUGGCUCCUGUUUUGAAUGCAGGCAACACAAUGGGGGUAAACCCUGAUCCUUUUCUAAUAGCCAGUGUUCUUGGUGGAAAUCUGACUCGGUUCCCAACUGGCCCCCUUGCCAGAAAUCCAGCUCCUUUUCCAAAGCCAUCUGGCUCAUUGGCUUCAUGUCCGCCUUCCUUCCCAGCUGGUGCCCGUGACUCAAACGUGGUUCCUUUUCCAAGGGGGAUGAAUCCUCCAAGCACAAGCUCAGUUCCUUUCCCAAGGUCAGGUGGCCCACUUGGUUCAGGUCUAAAUCCUAGAGCAGGUAUUGGCACUGGAACUGGUCCUAUGUCUAACCCUAGACCGAGUGGGCUCACAAACACAGGUCCUAUGCCUAAUCCUAGGCCAGGUGGACUCCCCAGUGCAGGCCCUAUGUCUAACCCAAGAGCAAGUGGUCUUCUGGGUGCAGGUCUUGAUCCCAGAACAGGUGGUCUGGGCACAGGUCCUGGUCCUGACUUGAGGACAGCAGGUUCACUAGGCACAGGUCUUGGCCCAAACCUAAGGACUGGUGGCCAUAUGGGCACAGGCUCUGGUCCUGACCCUAGAGGAAGUGGGUUCUUGGGUACUACUGGCCUUGGUCCUAAUUCUAGAAUGGGUGGCCUGGGUGCAGGUGGCCUAGGAGCAGGUGGCAUGGGCAUGAGUGGCUUGGGAGCAGGUGCUGUUGGCACAGGCGGCCUGGGAGCAGGCAGUAUUGGCACAGGCAGUCUGGGCUCAGGCGGCUUAGGCGUAGGUGGCCUUGGAGCAGGUGGCCUGGGGGCAGGAGGCCUGGGUGCAGGUGGCCUUGGAGCAGGUGGCCUGGGUGCAGGACCAGGUCUCAACCUAAGGACCAGUGGUCUUUCAAACACAGGGCAUGUUCCUGAUCCCAGGGCAAGUGGAUUUCUGGGCACAGGCCUUGGUCCUAACUCUAGAGUUGGUAGCCUAGGCGCUGGUACAGGUCCUGGUCUUGGUCCCAACCCAAGAGCAGGUGUCCCAGGACCAGGCCCUGGUCUUAACCCAAGAGUAGGCCUGGGAACAGGCCAGGGCCCUAAUCUGGAUCCCAGGGCAAAUGCUCUCUUGGGAUCAGGGGCUGGUCCCAAUUUGAGAGCUGCUGGUCUCAUGGGCACAGGAUCUGGGCUUGAUUUGAGAACAUCUGGAUCUCUAGGUAUGGAUCUUGCUCCCAUUUUAAGAGCAGCUGGCCUUCUUGGAGCAAAUUCAGCUUCUUUCUCACAAUCAUCUGGAAAUAUGGGUCCAAAUCCAUCUUCCAUGACAAGAGCAACAGGUCCUAUAGGUCACAACUCAGGUCCUGGCUCUAGAAUAGUUGGCCUUCCAGGUCCAAAUUCCUCUCCUAUGCCAAGGGCUACUGGUCCCUUAGGUCCUAAUUCAGCUCCUUUCUCAAGGCCGACUGGCCCCUUGGGUGUAAACUCGGCUCCCUUUCCAAGGGGGACAAAUCCUGCAGGCUUGAACCCAGCUACGUUUUCCCAGGCAACCAGCUCACUCAAUUCAAACCCACCUACCUUUCCACGUUCUGCUGGUCUUCAGGCUACCAGUACAGCAAUUUUUCCAAGGUCAUCUGGUCCCCUGGGCCCAAACCCAGCUAACUUCCCAAGAUCAGUUGGACUGCAAGGCCCAAGUCCAGCUACUUUCCCAAGAUCCACUGGCCCACUAGGUCCUAGUCAAGUCCCAUUUCCCAGGUCUGCUGCUGGUUCACUAGGUCCCACACCAGCAAGUGCCCCAGGCAUAAACCCAGCUCCUUUUCCAAGGCCAUCUGGUCCCCUGGGUAUAAACCCAUCUUUUCCUAGGGUCAAUGGCCCCAUAUUAAAGACUGUGGUACCAUUUCCUAGGAGUGGAAGCCUUUCCGGCCCCAGCCCAAAUGCUUUUCCUAGACCAGGAGGCCCAUUGGCUGCAAUGUACUCAAAUGGAAUGCUGCCACCUUAGAGAUUGCUACCCUCCCGCCUAGGCUACAUUGGCUAUAAGGUACCAUGGCUCUGGGCAAGAUGGAAAGAGCUGUGACCUAAAGGCCAGACCAGACUGUGGCAUGACUUGAUGGCCAUUUCUUUCCACGGCUCAUUUCUCCAAUGAAGAUGGAAUCUUCGUUUUGCUUGUGACACAAGGACUCUGGCAGGCAAGCAAGCCCAAGCCUAAGGAUGGGGAGAAGACUCCCAGUGUCCUGGAGCCUGUGGUGCUUUCUCACUGCUUUGUGCCGAGUUCUCUCUUUCUUACUCAUUUCUUGGAUUGUUCUCCUGGACUUUUCCUCAGGGAUGCAUAGGCCUGCCAGUCCCAGCUCAUUCUGUACUACCAUCUUUUCCCUACCAGAGAAACCCAGGUAGCUGCUUUUGUUGUGUUCCAGUUUCAAACAUUACUCAGUAACUUUGUAAAGAGCAGCUCUGACUGAAUAGUCCUUUCCAGUUCUAAGUAAAGCUUAUUUCUUUAUGCCACAAACUGGACAUCAGCCACCUCUGGAAUUCAUGGGAGGCUAAAGUUGUGAAGCAGCCUCUCGCCUGCCCUUCUUGCUACUGUUACUCCCAAUCAAAGAACCUCAAGAUUUUGAAUUGAUGUUGGCUCUGGGACCUGGGGGUGGGGGGGGAUGGGACGUAAAGGGGAGGGGGAGGGGAAUAAUCACUGCUUUUCAGCCUGCUAUGAAGGCAUUGUUGGUGUUUCAUUCUACAAUAUAUCAUUUCUUACUGUUUCUUUAAUAAAUGGGAUGGGAGGUUGCC
This is a messenger RNA of Monodelphis domestica (gray short-tailed opossum), 3335 nucleotides long. RefSeq names its product chromosome transmission fidelity factor 8 (gene CHTF8). Gene Ontology annotation, cellular component: Ctf18 RFC-like complex. The record is from RefSeq and is a predicted model, not a curated record. Gene Ontology annotation, biological process: mitotic sister chromatid cohesion. NCBI's taxonomy places the organism in Eukaryota, Metazoa, Chordata, Mammalia, Didelphimorphia, Didelphidae.